AUAAAAUUCAAUGGAACUUUUGGUGAUACUUCCAUAUAUCGUGGCAGUCCGUCCCCAGAAAUCGACGCCGCUUGGGAUAAGAUAUCUCUCGAUGCACGCCCACUUCGUAUGACACUUGAGCAACUGCUCAGAACAGGGGAGAAACCUUCUCCUUCGAUGGUUAGGUAUCCGGAUGAAUACGGCGGAGGCUACAUGGCUUCGGUAGAAGUCAUCCACCAGCUCCAUUGCGUGGACAUGCUUCGAAGAGGCAGCUGGGAUGACGAUUACUAUCAUCAUGGGAACACGCACGAAUCCCCUGAGGAAUUCCGCAUGCAUCUUGACCACUGCAUUGAAAUGCUGAGACAGAUCACUAUGUGUCGCGGUGAUGUGACCAUGAUAACCAACGAUUGGAUGGAGGGAUCCAAUAGUCCAUUCGCUAAUUUCAACGUUCCUCACAAAUGCAGAAACUUCGAGAAGAUCUUGGAUUGGGUUGAUGAGCAUCGUGUUUCUAUCCCUACAUCCAAGAUAGUCCGCCUGGACGGCAACAUUGACUUGCCUUCUCCUCCUUAA
Molecule: messenger RNA, 549 nt
Organism: Suillus clintonianus
Lineage: Eukaryota; Fungi; Basidiomycota; Agaricomycetes; Boletales; Suillaceae
Exons: 4
Biological process (GO): mycotoxin biosynthetic process
Source: RefSeq, a predicted model, not a curated record